CAGUCACACUAACAAUAGGAAAUAGCGCCCCCUUCAGGUACAGAAGUUUCAUGGUGUGGAUGUGCCCUGUGCCCACGUUCCGCCCCAUGCUUCAAGCCGCAGCCAGGAAGAUCUUCUCACACUCAGAGGAAUCAUGGCGGACGUACUGGACCUUCAUGAGGCGGGAGGCGAAGACUUUCCUAUGGAUGAGGAUGACAGCAUCCACAAGCUGAAAGAGAAGGCCAAGAAGAGAAAAGGACGAGGCUUUGGUUUAGAGGAGGGAGCCAGGUCCAGAGCUAAAGAGGACUAUGAUACAGUGGAACAAGACGGGGAUGAGCCAGGUCCUCAGAGAUCUGUGGAGGGCUGGAUCCUGUUUGUGACCGGUGUACACGAGGAAGCCACUGAGGAAGACAUUCAUGACAAGUUUUCAGAGUUUGGAGAAAUCAAAAACCUGCAUCUCAACCUUGAUCGUAGAACAGGCUAUCUGAAGGGCUAUGCGCUGGUGGAGUAUGAGACAUACAAAGAGGCACAGGCAGCCAUGGAAGGUCUCAAUGGUCAGGAUCUGAUGGGCCAGACUAUCAGUGUCGACUGGGCGUUUGUCAGAGGCCCCCCCAAGAACAAAAGGAGGGGUGGUGGGCGACGACGUAGCAGGAGUCCAGACAGGAGACGGCGUUAAAAAGAAACUGUUGUGUCACAUUGACAGGCGUCUUCUCAUAUUUUCAUUAUUAAAUAUCUUUCAAUCCCUUGUACAAUAUUUUUAAGUUACAGUUUUAAUUUACACACAGCAACCCUUGAUGAGAAGGGAAUCAUACAGAAAUAAAUUGGGCUAACAGAGUUUGCAGUUUUUUUUCUAUGAUACUGUAAAACAAGAAAAGGUCGGUCUCUCUAGUGAGGUUUUGUGUUACAUUCAUCAUUCAGAUUGAUUGUACGUGUUUAUGGGUUCCAGGGUUUCCUCAAAUGUUUGCAUUUUACAGUGAUCUUGUGUUUUUAUAAUCUGAGGAAUAUUAAAGUUUUAAAUCGUAUAA
Molecule: messenger RNA, 1004 nt
Organism: Nothobranchius furzeri (turquoise killifish)
Lineage: Eukaryota; Metazoa; Chordata; Actinopteri; Cyprinodontiformes; Nothobranchiidae
Gene: rbm8a
Product: RNA binding motif protein 8A
Biological process (GO): RNA splicing
Cellular component (GO): exon-exon junction complex; cytoplasm; nucleus
Molecular function (GO): mRNA binding
Source: RefSeq, a predicted model, not a curated record